Ochotona princeps (American pika) is the source of this 896-nucleotide messenger RNA. It is a transcript of the gene CETN3, whose product is annotated as centrin 3. Gene Ontology annotation, molecular function: microtubule binding; calcium ion binding. The transcript has 5 exons. Lineage: Eukaryota; Metazoa; Chordata; Mammalia; Lagomorpha; Ochotonidae. Gene Ontology annotation, cellular component: microtubule organizing center. The record is from RefSeq and is a predicted model, not a curated record. The coding region runs from base 140 to 643 and encodes 167 amino acids. Gene Ontology annotation, biological process: spindle pole body duplication.
UUCAGAGGUGUGGAUCCUGUGGGCGGUGCCUGGGGUCGCGGAGGCCGUUCGCUUCUGUGGAAACGGCUGGUGGGAUUCGCGGUGCCUGGGCUUUAGGGAGAUAAAGUCGUUGAGAGAAACGUCUCUGUGCGGAGAGAAAAUGAGUUUAGCUCUGAGAAGUGAGCUUGUAGUAGACAAAACAAAGAGGAAAAAAAGAAGAGAGCUUUCUGAGGAGCAGAGACAGGAGAUUAAAGAUGCAUUUGAAUUAUUUGACACGGACAAAGAUGAUGCGAUUGAUUAUCAUGAGCUGAAGGUGGCAAUGAGAGCCUUGGGGUUUGAUGUGAAAAAAGCUGAUGUAUUGAAGAUUCUUAAAGAUUAUGACCGAGAGGCCACUGGGAAAAUCACCUUUGAAGAUUUUAAUGAAGUUGUGACAGACUGGAUAUUGGAAAGAGAUCCACAUGAAGAAAUCCUGAAGGCGUUUAAACUAUUUGAUGAUGAUGAUUCAGGAAAAAUCAGCUUGAGAAAUUUGCGUCGUGUUGCCAGAGAACUGGGUGAAAACAUGAGUGAUGAAGAACUUCGAGCCAUGAUAGAGGAAUUUGAUAAAGAUGGUGAUGGAGAAAUAAACCAAGAGGAGUUCAUUGCUAUUAUGACGGGUGACAUUUAAAGAAUGAUAAGAAUAAACACUUGAAAAUGUUGCAGUCACCAUCUUAAAUACUGUAUCUGUGCCUGGAGCCACUUUUUAAAACCUUGUUUUUCUUUGCCCCUUCUUUUUUUCCCCCCAAAAGGUCCAAGAAUAAGCAAUUUUAUAUACCUGUGUGUUUUGCUGUUGAGUUUUGUUAUAUGAACAUUGUUGAUAUGCAAAUAGUUUAGCUUUGUGUUUACAAUAUAGCGUUCAUAUAAAGUUUUGAAAGAUCAAA